AUGACGGCGUCGGAGUAUCUCGGGAAGGCGAAGAUGCUCGUCGAAGCUCUGUCUCUGGCCGGCCAUCGUCUCUCCCUCGAUAAACAGGUGCUGUACGUGUUGAGAGGACUCCGGCCGAAAUUUAGGGCAAUGGCGAGUGCUCUCACUGUGACCGGCACACCGGUCACCUUAUCCCAACUCGGCGAUCUCCUCCAAGCACAGGACUUCAUCCAGGGGGAUGAAUUCACGGUGGACCAGUCUAGCAGUGCUGCUCCAGUGGCCAUGUACGCCGGUCGAGGAAGCCAGUCCAACGGCGGCUCUAGACGUGGUGGGCGGCACUCGAACAAUCGCGGCCGUGGGCGAGGUGGACGCCAGUCCGGCGGAAGCCGUGGCCGUGGCAGUCCUUGCUGCCAAAUCUGCAGAAGCCACGGCCACACAGCCGUGUUCUGCAACAAGCGCUACACCGAACCACCGCCGACCGCUCACAUGGCAGUCGCGGGAACACCUCCGCCGAAAACUGCUCAAUCCGAGGCCUGGUACCCCGACACCGGCGCUACCACCCACGCGUCGCCGGACGAGCAGUUGAUCGGUCACUCCGAGCCGUACACUGGUGGUGAUGUGUUGAAAGUAGGCAACGACGCAGGAUUGCACUACUCGGGAAAUACUCCUUCAAGGAUCCGCGAUAGGCGGCUUGUACAAAUUGUUGGUGCCGAGGUCACAUUUUGCACUCUUGACCGCAAAAACUACACCUGCAGUCUGGCAUCAACGUUUGGGUCAUCCACAUAA
Ipomoea nil (Japanese morning glory) is the source of this 765-nucleotide messenger RNA. RefSeq lists its product as uncharacterized. Bases 1 to 765 code for a protein of 254 amino acids. The record is from RefSeq and is a predicted model, not a curated record. NCBI's taxonomy places the organism in Eukaryota, Viridiplantae, Streptophyta, Magnoliopsida, Solanales, Convolvulaceae. The transcript is spliced from 2 exons.